Prosopis cineraria is the source of this 1374-nucleotide messenger RNA. RefSeq names its product myb-related protein 306-like. The transcript has 3 exons. Bases 218 to 1174 code for a protein of 318 amino acids. The record is from RefSeq and is a predicted model, not a curated record. Gene Ontology annotation, biological process: response to auxin. NCBI's taxonomy places the organism in Eukaryota, Viridiplantae, Streptophyta, Magnoliopsida, Fabales, Fabaceae.
AUGCUCUUGCUGUCAACUUUUGACUCUUUGGCCCUUCCUUUCCUAUUUUUACUCCUUCAAGUCAGCGUAACACCCUCCACCUUCAUCACUCACGCCCCUUCUAUAUAUGCUCAUCACCACCCAUUUCUCUUGGCAUCCAAAGCUUGCUCUCUCCACCAAAGUACAGAGUGGGAAACGCACGGAGAUUAUAUAAGUUGCAGCGAAGAAACAAGCCGAGAUGGGGAGACCACCGUGUUGUGAUAAAGAAGGGGUCAAGAAAGGACCUUGGACUCCCGAAGAAGAUAUCGUUUUGGUCUCUUAUAUCCAGGAACACGGCCCUGGCAAUUGGAGGGCUGUGCCUACUAAUACAGGGCUGUCACGAUGCAGUAAGAGUUGUAGACUUAGAUGGACUAAUUACCUGAAGCCAGGAAUUAAACGUGGUAACUUCACUGACCAAGAGGAGAAGAUGAUAAUCCAUCUUCAAGCUCUUUUGGGCAACAGAUGGGCGGCCAUAGCUUCGUACCUUCCACAGAGAACCGACAAUGACAUAAAAAACUAUUGGAAUACCCAUUUGAAAAAGAAGCUGAAAAAAUUGCAACCAGGUGGUCAGGGCAACUCUAGGGACGGAUCAUCAGCCUCACGAUCAAUGCCACGAGGCCAGUGGGAGAGAAGACUUCAAACAGACAUCCACAUGGCCAAGAGAGCUCUCAGCGAGGCUCUAUCUCCGGAUCAUGAAACACCUUCUUGCUUAUCCGAAUCAAAUCCCUCUAAGCCAGCAUCCCAGGGCUUGAGCUAUGCCUCAAGUGCCGAUAACAUAGCUCGUUUGUUGAAAGGGUGGAUGAAAAAUCCACCAACGGCGACCACAAUAAGCUCUGCAAUCACACAAAGUUCUAUAAAUAACCUAGCUGCUUCAGCCUCAGGUUCAGGCAACGAUACUGCUUCUAGCGAAGGAAUUGCAACAAGUGCAUCGAAGGGAAACAGUACAGUUCAAUUAUCUGACACUAGUUUUGACUCCUUGUUCGGCUUUGAGUCUUUGGAUUGCUCUUCGAAUUCUGAUUUUUCUCCCGAGGCUACUCUGGACAGCAAGCCGGAUUGUGCAGGCGCAGAAAUGCCCUUUCAUUUGCUUGAGAAGUGGCUUCUCGAUGAUGCUACUACGAUCUCAUCAGGUGACCAUGCAGGCGUCCAUUUUUUCUAGCUUGGUUCCAUUUCUGACUCUGGAAGUUCAUUUUUCUCACUUCUAGCCUUGACUUAAGCCUUAUCAAGCCUGAUUUCUUCUCAUUUAAAGCUUUUUGGUGCCUCUGUGUAAAUUUCGCCCUUAUUAUUAUUAUUAUACAUUCUAUCUGUGUUUAAUUUAUUGACUCGUAGAAGUAACUAAUGACAUUAUAUGUUUUUAAA